Conger conger (European conger) is the source of this 2029-nucleotide messenger RNA. RefSeq lists its product as uncharacterized. Gene Ontology annotation, biological process: coenzyme A metabolic process. Lineage: Eukaryota; Metazoa; Chordata; Actinopteri; Anguilliformes; Congridae. Gene Ontology annotation, molecular function: hydroxymethylglutaryl-CoA reductase (NADPH) activity; GTP binding. The record is from RefSeq and is a predicted model, not a curated record. Bases 113 to 2029 code for a protein of 638 amino acids. The transcript has 2 exons.
UUGGAAAAGGAACAGCACCACAGCACUAGUGUUUGGGCCAAACGUGUUUUUUUGUUUUUUUUAAUCGCCAAAGUACAGACGCGAGAGGGAGUAUGUACAGUAAGGAGUAACAAUGGCGUGUGUUGCGGAGUCAGGUGGGAGACGAGCACAGGACAUGAGACCAGUUGAAGAUGGAAUCGCUAGAUCAGAGGAGAGUGAGGAGGGAAAGGGCUGGGAUGACCCCUGCGGAAUUCCAGAGCUGAGACUGGUGCUGAUCGGCAAGACGGGCACUGGGAAGAGCGCCUCUGGCAACACCAUCCUGGGCCGCACGCACUUCGUGUCGCAGCUGAGCGCUAGCUCCGUGACGCGCGUGUGUGAGCAGGCGAGUGUGGAGAGGCCGGGGGCAGAGGGGGGGAAGAGGCUGACGGUGGUGGACAUGCCCGGAUUCGGAGACACCCGUUUGGGCGUGGAACAGAUCCGGGCGGAAAUCGCUCGGUGCGUGGUGCUGACUGCCCCAGGGCCCCACGCCUUCCUCUUAGUCGUCCAACUGGGCCGGUUCACGGAGUAUGAAGCCAGGGUAGCUGGGGAGAUGGCCCAGAUUUUCGGGGAGGGGGCGCUGCUCAAUCACACCUUGGUCCUUUUCACCAGAGGGGACGAGCUGGAGGGGAGAGGCAUUGAGGAGUACCUGGGGCCCACCGCCCCAGAGGAGCUGAGGUCCCUGCUCGACAGGUGCGGCGGAAGGUAUCACGUCCUCAACAACAGAGCCCCUGCUGACCGCGAGCAGGUCCAGGGGCUGCUGGAGAAGGUGGAGGGAAUGCUGGAGGUCCGCGGGGGUGCAUUCUACACCUGCGACAUGUUCCGAGAGGCUGAAGAAGCCAUCAGGGACGAGCAGGAGAGGAUCAUGACGGAGAGAGGCGCGGGUGAGGGUGAGGAAGAGGAAGAGGAGGAAGCAGGAGCGGCAGCAGAAGCGAAUCUGUCCAAGCGGAGGAAGUGUGAUCUCGAAGACGCGGGCGGGGAGAUCGGGGGAGCGCAGUGGCGGGCAGGAGUGCGGAAGCGAGACCUGGAGGGCCGGCGGGAUGUCCCGGGGCCUGAUGAGGAGAGGGGUGAUCCCCGGAGCUCCCUGAGGGCCCGGGGCCUGGACUGGGGGGAGCGCUGGAGGAGGAGGAGAGGGGGAGAUGGGAGGGUGGUGAGCAGGAGGCAGGCCUUCCGCUCGGCCCUCGGAAGGUUCCGGAGAGAGGCAGUCCUCUCUGAGAAAGUUCUGGCCAAAGUGAAAAUUCUGGUGGCCGCGGGGGCAACCGGGAUGGCCCUGGGGGCUGUUUUUGGGGCGGCCGCGCCCCUGGCUGCAGCAGCCGGGGCGUCUGUGGUGGGCAACGCACUGGGGCUGGCGGCGGGGCAGCUCGCAGGGGCGUCUGUGGCAGGGGGAGUGGGGGUGGGUAAGGCAGUGGGGGCAAUUGUGGCGGCGGCAGCAGGGAAGACCGCGGUGGCCCUGGGGGCGGCGACCGGUGGGGUGCUGGGAGGCUCGGUGGGUGCGCUAGCAGGGGCAGAGGCUGACAGCCCAGCACAGGCAGCUGUGGAGGCGCUGGGACAGGUUGGUCUGAUUGGGGCGACUGCAGUGGGAGUGGCGGCUGGGGUGGGGGGCGCGAUGGGUGCGGGUGUGGUCCUCGGGGCCGUGCUGGAGGGCACAGCUGCGGGCACAGCAGCUCUAGCCGGGGGAGAAGGCCUGGCCGGGCCUCUGGCGGUAGCGGCCCCCCAGGCAGUGGCCACCGGGGGCAGUGUUUCAGGGGCGCUCCAGACCGCGGGUGCAGCUGUAGCAGACGGGGCGGUAACUCAGACUGCCCUGGCGACCAGCGGAGGCGUGGCGGGGGCCCUGGAGACCGCGGGGGCCACUGCGCGGAUAAUGACGGCGGUGGCGGAGAUCGGCAGGGCAGCCGCCGGGAUCGCGCUGGCAGGGGGCCUGGUGGUGAAGGUGGUGAAAGAGAAAAUCCGGAGUGGAUCCUCUGACUCGGGCUACACGGAGAGGCGGUCUUAUGAGAUCUACUGGAACAAGUAG